AGCAGUGAGUGGCUGCAACAAAAGCACAGAAUAACAUCUCAGCUCCUCUCCUCUGCUUUUCCCCCUCACUGCAUCUCCUUUCCUCGGUGCCGAGAACUCAACACAGCACAGCAGAGACACACGAAACUGCCGUCGCAAGCGCAGCCUCUGCCUACCAUCAACAAGUUAGGGAUGAAGGACCUCGAAGCGGUGAAAGAGGAAUGUGUGAUCUUCAAUUAACCAAUUGAGCUGACAUCAUUGCGGUGGAAAGGAAAAGAGGCAGCUAAGGGACGGAGGGAUCUGCUCAGCGGUGCUCCUUUGGAUGCAAAUCAUCAACUUCAGAUUUAAGGAUUCUUGGAAGGCAAAUAAUGUUUGUCUUUUCUUAAUCUGGGAAUUGAAAAGGACUGGAAAAAAGGACAGACGCAAAUAACAGGAAGGAAAAGGAGAGGAGGGGGAAAAAAAAAACAGCAUCCCAGGACAUGGAAUUCCUGAAUUCGAUUCAACUGGGGGGGCUCAGCACUUUAUUUCUGAAGAGGUUGAUUCCUUUUGUAUUUACCCAAAAGGCUUUUUUCCCUUUGGAUUUCUCUUCCAUCUGGCUGCUCCAAAAGUCUGCGGAAAAAGACAGUUGAAUGCAGCCUCCGAUGUGCACAAAAGAAUGGGUUUCCAUUCAAGGUGGCCAUUGGUGGGACAAGCACCAGCGGCACUUUGUGUGAUCAGCAUGCUACUGUGCCUCCCUACUGUGUCAUGCACAACCUGCCCCCAGAAAUGCCGAUGUGAAGACCUGCAGUUUUACUGCGACACACAGGGGCUCCUGGCGCCCCCAGACGGUGUGGAUAAAGGGGCCCUCGGACUUUCACUCAGACACAACAGCAUCAGCGAGCUCAGCUCAGACCAGUUCUUUGGCUUCACCCAGCUCACUUGGCUUCACCUGGACCACAACCAAAUAACCACAGUGCAUGAGGAUGCCUUCCAGGGGCUGUACAAGCUCAAGGACCUUAACCUGAGCUCAAACCGCAUCACCAAGCUGCCAAACACAACCUUCAUCCACCUCAUCAACCUGCAGAUCUUGGAUCUCUCCUUCAACCAGAUGACCGCUCUGGAGCCCGAGCUCUUUCACGGGCUUCGGAAACUCCAGAUCCUUCACCUGCGAUCAAACUCCCUGCGCACAACACCCGUGCGGGCCUUCUGGGACUGCCGGAGCUUGGAAUACCUUGGCCUGAGCAACAACCGGCUCCGUAGCCUGGCCCGGAAUGGCUUUGCCGGGUUAAUUAAGCUGCGGGAGCUCCAUUUGGAACACAAUCACUUGACCAAGAUUAACUUGGCUCACUUCCCUCGUUUGGUCGCCCUCCAGUUCCUUUAUCUACAGUGGAACAAGAUCAACAACUUAACAUCUACCAUGGAGUGGAAAUGGACAACUCUGGAGAAAUUGGAUCUCACUGGGAACGAGAUUCGUGUACUUAUCCCCGAGGUGUUCGAGACUUUGCCCAGCCUCAAGAUCCUGCUGCUGGAUAACAACAAACUGAGCAACCUCGACACCCAAAUCAUGGAUAUGUGGAAGUCCCUAAAUGUGAUCGGGCUGUCAAGCAACCUUUGGGAAUGUACCAAACGGAUCUGCAAUUUGGCCACUUGGCUGAGCACCUUUAAGGGUAGAUGGGAGCAUUCUAUCCUCUGCUACAGUCCUGAGUAUGCACAGGGUGAGGAAAUACUGGAUGCUGUUUACGGAUUCCAACUUUGCCAAAAUUUCUCGGCCCCGGUCGUACUGACCAGUACCAGCACGGAGGCCAUGCUCCCUGACAUCACGAGCUCCUUGUUCGGAAAUAUGCAGACCCCUACGCAAGACUUCUAUGCAGAGGAUUUUGGGAGCUUUACGAUUGUCACUACUACCACCACUACCACACAACCCCCACGCACUGCCCUCGCUACUACCAUGACGGUGGAGGGGGCAGAUGUUACAGAGGACUACUCUGCGAUGGACAACACAUUGCUGACCCAGAGGGUCAUCAUUGGUACCAUGGCUCUGUUGUUUUCCUUCUUUCUCAUCAUUUUUGUAGUGUACAUAUCACGCAAAUGCUGCCCUCCAACUCUGAGGCGGAUCCGCCAUUGCUCGGCCAUUCAGAACCGGCGACAGAUGAGGACCCAGCAGAGGCAGCCAAUGGCGGACCUGGCUACACAGGUGCCCUAUAAUGAGUAUGAGACCAGUCAUGAGGAGGGUGCACUUGUGAUCAUCAAUGGCUAUGGGCAGUGCAAAUGUCAGCAACUGCCUUACAAAGAGUGUGAAGUAUAAACUCUAUUUAUUCCUGCAGUUUAUGGGUUUAACCAUUUGUCCAUUUCAAAAGAUACAGGGUUUGCUUUUGGACUUUUCUUUCAUUUUCAGUUUGUAUGAAGAAGAAUAUUCCUUUGAAAUUGUUAGCUUUGAAAAUCUAUGAAAGUUUGAGAUGACUGGGAUGAAUUUGAAGAGAGGAAAUAUAGAGAAAUCCACAAGUUUAUUUUUGUAAUACAAAUGCAAAGCUUCAUAUCGAGCUGGGGCAAUCAAUCUCAGCAGAGGAAGGUUGGAUGUGUCACUGCACCGCCAGUUUGUGUACUAUGUAUUCUGCAGCACAGAGGAGAUGAGAAAUCUAUAGCCAAACCGCCUGGAACCCUGUGCUCCAGAAAACAGUUUAUAAAAUGUCAUAUCUUCUGAUAAAUGGUGAAAAUUUAUUUCAUGGAAAAAAAAUAGUGUUACAUAUGCUGAGCAGUGCAAAUUUAAAAGGAUAAAAAAAAAGACAUUUGGUGCACGUUAGCAACACUAUAGAUCUCACUCACACAUUCGCUUUUGGGGAGAGGAAAAAAAAGCAGAUGUAUACAAAGCAUUUCGACUCACCUUUUCUAAAUUGAGAACAAGUACUGUUACAAAUCAAGCCACAUAAUGAAAUUUAGAUUUGAACAGGGAAUUCAACACACUCGCAUUACUUGGCUUCCUCAUGUGGCAGAAAUGAUCGUUUCACUUUGAUCGAGUCUUAAAUUCAAACUAAUGAGAACACUUAACAGCCUACCCGUUUCUGCAUUUGGUUAAAUUCAAUAAACUCCGUCCGCUUCCUUGAACUCUUAAAGUCUAGCACUUUGUGUGAAAAGGUUAAUGUCCAAUACGGCUCUGCACUGGUUCAACAAAAUGUCUGUUGAACAAACUCCCUCUAAUACAACUUCAGCAGGGGUUUACUAAAUGUUAAACAGAGGCAACUGCUCUAUCAUUGUGCAUAUAUUCUUACAUAAGACGGUUCAAAACACUGACAUCUUCACUGUGAUAGAACAAUGCUGCUUAGAUCACUGCAUCAUUAAUUAAAUGGUAGAGACUAUCAAAGAAAGCUACACAAUGAAGCAAACAUCAGCUAGAACAACUUCCUAGGGAAAAGGGAAGAGCUAGAAAUCGGAAGGCAUGCAGAGGACUGACAAUUGUCUCCUAAAAAUAAGUGUACGCUUGGCGUCGCACUCUUCAAAUGCAGCAAAGAGAAUAAUCCCACCUGACAGCUUCAACAUUAAGUCAAUUAAGCCAGGGAAAAUUAAUCUAAUAUUACCCCCUUAAACCUCUGCCCUUUAAUUUUCAGCCUCUUCAGACAGUAGAAAAGCAGUACUACUAAAAAAAAAAAACUUCACAGAAAGAAGAGCGUUACUUCAUAGCCCUGCUUUUUCUAGUCCAUAAACACUACACAUACAAAAAAAACUUUUGUCUGUGCAAAAAACAUCUAGAGGUUCAUAGCAAGGACACAAAAGAAAAGCUGAAGCGAAGCAUAGCGCAGCUCUCAGGAGAGCAUGCAGAAGACGACGGGAGGCUGGGUCAGGAGACAUUUGUAUGCAGCACUGAGAGGACAGACAUUAGCAUCAAACUAAAGAAGCCGCUGCUGCAGUAGCUCUUUGUGUUGCAAUCAAGAGUUGGGGGCAGGGAUGCACAGGGGGGAACAGAGAGCAAAAAACACCAGUUAACGUCUAAUUGAAGUCAAUGAGCGUCUUAGGAGCCGCUGAAUCAGUGUACAGAAACCAUUAGAGGAAGAAAAAAAAAUGCAUGACAAAACAGUGACUGACAACACCUUGGGCAAGAUCUGGAAAACUCCGCAUGCCACCCUAAGACUAGCCGUAAUAAGGCUUAUUGGCUCGCUGCAGAAAAAAAAAUUAAUCAUCAAGCUUUAUAGCUUGAGAGAAAACUGUUAUAAAAAUAAACAUCCAGUCAUAUCCUGGCAGAGGGUUUUAAGAGGAAAGCUCCAAAUCUGAGAUAUUGGCAUUUAUAUCAAAGCUGUUUUUUGGUCACCUUCCUAAUGGUAGUAGGAGAGACUAAAACUUGAAUAAUAGUGAAAUACUGAAAUGAAGUGUGCCUGAACAGACUGGUUAAUGUUGUCCUCUAGAGGGUGCUAUAAAAUACCAUGAGUGAAGAACCAAUGCAACUUAUUUUCUCUAGCUGCAACCUUGAUAAAGACAGUUUCAUAUUGGUAAGGACAAACAGAGAGGGAAUGUAGGUCUGUGUAGCUUAUAUUUUCUGUACAUCCAAGAGGCGUAGCUGGGAAUUUCCAUGCUGUUGGGCCACAUGCUAACAUUUUACUGAGCCAAGAACAUCCACCAAUGGUGUUGCUUUGUUUUGGAUUUAGUGAAGCUGACCUUUGCUUUCUGCGCUUCUCAAAAACACCUUGCAUGAUUAUUAAAAAGUUUACCUGAAAUGCACAUCAGCACCAUUCCCAAAACAAAGAAAAUAAGGAAAAAUAAGGACAGACAAGCCUCGUAUCCUGAUCCUUUAGGGAUAUGAGGUAGGGGAAGAAGGAUUUUAUAAUGAAAUACCGAAACAUCUUUUUAAACUAUCAGCUUAUAAG
Messenger RNA from Danio aesculapii, 4811 nucleotides. It is a transcript of the gene lrrtm2, whose product is annotated as leucine rich repeat transmembrane neuronal 2. The transcript has 2 exons. The coding region runs from base 635 to 2263 and encodes 542 amino acids. Gene Ontology annotation, molecular function: protein binding. Lineage: Eukaryota; Metazoa; Chordata; Actinopteri; Cypriniformes; Danionidae. The record is from RefSeq and is a predicted model, not a curated record. Gene Ontology annotation, cellular component: extracellular matrix.